Spirodela intermedia is the source of this 41303-nucleotide messenger RNA. Lineage: Eukaryota; Viridiplantae; Streptophyta; Magnoliopsida; Alismatales; Araceae. The record is from the annotation of a GenBank genome assembly.
AUGAAAAAUAGAAGAAUGCAUCUUAGAGAAUAUUCAGCUCCCUUACAAUAUAGACCAGUGAAUAGAAUCAAUGGUUCUAUUGAGAAUGAUGUUAAUUUUAGAGUUGAUCAUCAUACUAUUCAAAUGUUACCACAUUUUCAUGGGAUGGCUCUUUGUGAGCCAUAUAAACAUUUGGAAGAUUUCUCAUAAGUUUGUGAGAUUUCGUAUUAUCCUAACAUUCUCAUUGAGAUAGUGAAGAUGAGAUUAUUUCCCUUCACACUCAAAGAUAAAACUAAAGACUGGCUUCAUGCCUUGGUCCAGAAGCUAAAUUCAUGAACUGACAUGGAGGCAGCAUUCCUUAAGAAAUUUUAUUUAGGAAAAAUGAAUUAUAUUAGGAGGGCAAUCAGGAAUUUCAUGCAAGGGACCCAAGAAUCUUUUUGAGGUAUGGGAGAGAGUUAAGGAAUACACCUGCUAGUGUCCACAUCAUGAGAUACAAAACUAGCAACUUGUGCAGCUUUUUUAUGAAGGUUUGAAUGAGAGAGAUAGGCACAUGAUUGAUGUUGCCUUAGGUGAGAUUUUAUGAACAAAUAUGAAGGUGAAGCUAUUGAUCUUAUUGAAACAUUGUCAGAAAAUAGUAGACAUCAUUAUUCUUUAAACUAGAAUAGAAAAACUUCAGGAUUUAGAAGAUGGGGUAUCCAUAAUGUGAAAAAUAUAGAGACCCGACUACUUAUUGAUAAAGUAGACAAACUAAAUGAAUGUGUAUAGGUAUUGAUGAGCAAAUCCACAACAAAUGAUUCAACCAGCAACUUCCCAAAUAAGAGCAAGACAUGUCAGCAUAUGCACUAUGUUCAAGCUAUGAACAUGUAGAAGUCGACUGUCCAAAAUAUGACCAGAUCAUGGCAAUCAAUGGGCAGUUCAAACCAAAUCAAUUUAUUUCAGACAAUAGUUGGCAAGGACAUAGGCAAAAUGCAUUAUCUAACAAUAACUGUAAUGCAAAUUAUAGACACAGCUAGUUUUGCACUAAUUAAGCCAAUGGUUAGAGGAAAAGUCAGGAAACAGUCCAUCAGCCUGGGCCAUUUAUUCCUCCACAGAACUUGUCAUUUCAAAGGCCACAUUUUCAAAAUCAAGAUAUUUGCCCUUCAAAUCAUCACUUACAGUCACAUGCAACUGGAUCUGAUUUGUCUAUGCAGGAGCUCUUGAAGCAGAUGCUGCAAGAACAACAAAAGCUACAUCAAGGAAACUAUAGAUCUAGGGAAGACAACAAUUUGAUCUGAAUGGAUCCAAGAAGAAAAAUGAUAAGCAGCUGGAAAUAGACAACAACAGCAGAGAAGUAGGCCAAUUUUCAAUGCAGCCAUCUAUUAAUCCUCAGAAUUUGAUUAAUUCCUUAGGUCAACAUCAUGUAAAUCAAGUCGAUUGCCAUGAUUAGGAUAAAGAAACACUCAAUGCUAUUUCUAAACUUCCAAAUAGGAAGGUCUUAUCUGACCCUUAUUUUGUAAGUGCAGAAAAUUAAGAGAAUGAGUUAGAGGAACCAACAACUAAAGAUGUGAAUUUCACAAAAACUAAGGAUAAAGGAAAAGAGAGGGAAGAACAUAAUUUGGAAAAAUAUAGCCCUCCAAUCCUUUUCCUGAAGCUUUAAAGGACAAUAAGCCCAAGGUUACAGAUCAAGAUACAAAAAUUUUAGAAGUUUUUAAGCAAGUCACUCUUAGUAUUCCUUUGAUAGAUGCAAUCCAGCACAUUCCUUUUUAUGCUAAAUUUUUAAAAGGAUUAUGCACUCUUGUAAAGAAAUAUAAAUACAUUCAAUUGUCUGAAAUAAUAAGAUCAGUUUUACUAAAUCAGAUCCCAACAAAGCAACAAGAUCUGGGAGCUCUUCUUAUCAAAUGUGAAAUUCAAGGUAUGAUUUUCACCUACUCUUUACUUAGUUCAGGAGCAAGUGUUAAAAUAGUGCCUAAAGCUCUAUAUGAUAUGUAUAUACUUGGUGAUUUGCAACCUUUAUUUGUGGAGCUACAGCUAGUAGAUGGAUUAGUCUGACAACCCUAUGGAGUUUUAAAAGUUGUUGUAGUGAAGACUGAGAGCUGCUAUUUUUUGGUAGACUUUUAGUUGCUGAUAUGAAAAUAACAAAAAAUAUUAGUCAUGCCCCAAUAAUUUUAAGACAUUCUUUUUUGGCCACAACUAAAGCCAAAAAAGAUUGGGGUAAUAGGACAAUAGAAUUAAAAUUUGGGCAAGAAAAAAUUGAGUUAAAAUUACAAAACUAUUGAAGUAUCUUGAACUAUCGGGAGAUUUAUGGAUCAUUGACAUUGCUGAUAUGUGUGUAGAAGAACUUUUCAAUGAAGAGAUAAUUAGUCUUCAGUAUCAUGAGUUAAUAAUUAGUAAAUAAUAUAGUUUUAGCCUUAACUCAUGAUAAAUAGACUUAUAUUUGUGUUAAAGAAUGAUUUUUGGUUUUCAAUUGAUUAACGUGAAUUUUUGGGUAAUUAUGUGAUUUUUAUAGUCUUACCUUUGAGAUAAAUGAAGAACAUGAAAUAAAAAUAAAAAAUAUUGCAAAAUGGGGGGGGGACCCAUCGGCCAGCCAGGCCCGCGAGCAGGUCGGAAGCGCAGUCGGGGAGUAGCCGCGAGCAAGGGCUCGAGCAGCUUAGCUUGGACUGAUAGGGGCACGUGUGCGCCACUCCCCUUCCAUGUCACUGGUGGCCAGCCAGCUGUGGGGUGACGUGACUCAGUCGUUGUAUGUUAAAUCACGUAAAUAUAAAAUUUAUAAAACUAGAAAAUACGAAUUUUUAGAUAUUUAGAAGUAUUUCAAAAUAAAUAUAUCAAUUAUAAUUCAAUAAAAAUUCCAAAAAUAGCAGUAAUUUUCCAGGUCAAUUACAGGGAUGUAAUAUAAUAUCUGGUAAUUAUUCAGAAUUUUUCUCAAUGAAUACGAUUUUCUUACGAAUUUUAUACUAGGAAAUAAAAAGGAAAUAUAUUUAAAAUUCACGAAAAAAAGGAAAUAAGGGUGCGAACGUCAAGAUGACGUCAGUGCCCGGCGAACGCGAAUCAGGCAGAAACAGAGUUCUGCUCGGUGAUUCCUACGUAAUCGAUUAUAGACGACUUAAUUAAUCAAAUUAAGAUCUGUAAAAGCCGGAAGAAUCCUAAUUGAAUGAAGUAUAGUUUGGUAAAUUAAAAUCACACAAAGUAUCACUAAAUGAAGCGUAAAUUAAAUUGAAAGCAAGAAAACAGAAUUUCGGCGUUGCCACGGCGAUGCGUUGGCGAUGCACCGAAAUCCUGAGCGUUCGGGAGGAUCGUCGUGCAGUGUUGAUAAGUCUUCAUUAUCAUGAGUUAAUAAUUAGUAAAUAAUAUAGUUUUAGCCUUAACUCAUGAUAAAUAGACUUAUAUUUGUGUUAAAGUAUGAAAAGUGGUUUUCAGUUGAUUAACGUGAAUUUUUGGGUAAUUAUGUGAUUUUAUACGAUUUUUACAGUCUUAGUUUUGAGAUAAAUGAAGAACAAGAAAUAAAAAUAAAAAUAUUGCAAAAUGGGGAACCCGCCGGCCAGCCGGGCCCGCAAGCGGGUCGGAAGCGCAGUCGGGGAGUAGCCGCGAGCAGGGGCUCGAGCGGCUUGCUUGGAUCGAUAGGGGCACGUGUGCGCCACUCCCCUUCCACGUCACUGGUGUCAGCCAGCUGUGGGGCAAGGAGUUGUCGUACACACGAGAGGACUUUGCCUAGAAAGCUAACUUUACUAUAUAUUCGUCCGAAUAAUCCGCGCACAACCGAUGUGGGACUAAAUGCACCUUGUAAGGCGCGGGCGACCGCCGCGGGUUCGAAUCCUCCCAAAGUAAAAAUUCAUAUAUUUUUAACUGAUUAUCGCGACUUUCUUGCAGAUUGCCGGUGAAGGAUUAAGCAAUCGGAAUCGCUGGAUCAUCGGCGAAAAUCUCGUCAACGCGAUUCGCGGAGCAUUGCUACUAAAAUUUCUGAACGAUUCGCGAUAAAAGGAUCGCAAUCCAUCGAGUAAAUCAUCUCCGAUUGAUCGACGAACAAGCCGUCGUCGGGAAGAGGACGAUCCGCCGGGAGACCAGUCGCCACCUCCUGAGAGCGUACCAGAUGCGAUGAAGAGCCUCCUCUUGCUGCGCGGACCUGAGGAUGAAGCUCCCUAACACGCGCCUCACCUCCAUCCAGCCCCUCUCCGUCGGGUGACAGCCGCCGGAGAGCCGCAAAGUCGCCGUUUUUCCGCUCCGCCGGGUGACAGCCGCCGGAGACGAUUCGACGACCCACUUCAUUGGUCUCUAGACUUCGCGAGAAGAUCUAGAGAUUGCCCACGUCGUCUUUGUCCAAGGAGAGCCUUCGAGGCCGUGGACACUGCACGACGACCCUCCCGAACGCUCAGGAUUCCGGUGCAUCGCCGACGCGUCGCCGUCGCGACGCCGGAACUCUGUUUUCCUGCUUUAUCUAGAGAUUGCCCACGUCGUCUUUGUCCAAGGAGAGCCUUCGAGGCCGUGGACACUGCACGACGAUCCUCCCGAACGCUCAGGAUUCCGGUGCAUCGCCGACGCAUCGCCGUCGCGACGCCGGAACUCUGUUUUCCUGCUUUCAAUUUAAUUUACGCUUCAUUUAGUGAUACUUUGUUGAUUUUUAUUUACCAAACUAUACUUCGUUCAACUACGAUUCUUCCGGCUUUUACAGAUCUUAAUUUGAUUAAUUGAGUCGUCUGUAAUCGCCUACGUAAGAAUCACCGGGCGGAACUCUGUUUCCGCCUGAUUCGCGUUCGCCGGGCGCCGACGUCAUCCUGACGUCCGCACCCUUAUUUCCUCUUUUUUUUUAUGAAUUUUAAAUAUAUUUCCUUUUUAUUUCCUAGUAUAAAAUUCGUAAGAAAAUUGUACUCAUUGAGAAAAAUUCUGAAUAAUUACUAGAUAUUAUAUUACAUUCCUUUGAUCGACCUAGAAAAUUACCACUAUUUUUGGGAUUUGUAUUGAAUUAUAAUUGAUAUAUUUAUUUUGAAAUACUUCUAAAUAUCCAAAAAUUCGUAUUUUCUAGUUUUAUAAAUUUUAUAUUUGCAUGAUUUAAUAUACAACGACUGAGUCAUGUCAAGUGUCCAUGGCCUCGAAGGCUCUCCUUGGACAAAGACGACGUGGGCAAUCUCUAGAUCUUCUCGCGAAGUCUAGAGAUCAAUGAAGUGGGUCGUCGAAUCAUCUCCGCCGGCUGUCACCCGACGGAGAGGAGCUGGAUGGAGGUGGGGCGCGUGUCAGGGAGCUUCAUCCUCAGGUCCGCGCAGCAAGAGGAGGCUCUUCAUCGCAUCUGGUACGCUCUCAGGAGGUGGCGACUGGUCUCCCGGCGGAUCGUCCUCUUCCCGACGACGGCUUGUUUGUCGAUCAAUCGGAGAUGAUUUACUCGAUGGAUUGCGAUCCUUUUAUCGCGAAUCGUUCAGCAAUUUUAGUAGCAAUGCUCCGCGAAUCGCGUUGACGAGAUUUUCGCCGAUGAUCCAGCGAUUCCGGUUGCUUAAUCCUUCACCGGCGAUCUGCAGGAAAGUCACGAUAAUCAGUUAAAAAUAUAUGAAUUUUGACUCUAGGAGGAUUCGAACCCGCGCCGGUUGCCCCCCGCCUCUUCUGAGGAAGGUGUGGGUUUAGUCCCACAUCGGUUGUACGCCGAGUUUUCGGGCGAAUAUAAAGUAAUGUUAGCUUUGUGAGCAAAAGUCCCUUCUCUCGCGUGUACGACCACUCCUUGCCCCACAGCCGGCUGGCCACCGGUGACGUGGAAGGGGAGUGGCGUACGCGUGCUUGUCGGUCCCCAAGCCAAGCCGCUCGAGCCCUGCUCGCGGCUUACUCCCCGACUGUGCUUCCGACCCGCUUGCGGGCACGGCUCGCCGACGGGUCCCCCCAUUUUUGUAAUAUUUUAUUUUUAUUUCUUGUUCUUCAUUUAUCUCAAAAGUAAGACUGUAAAAAUCGUAUAAAAUCACAUAAUUACCCAAAAAUUCACGUUAAUCAAUUGAAAACCAAAAAUCAUUCUUUAACACAAAUAUAAGUCUAUUUAUCAUGAGUUAAGGCUAAAACUAUAUUAUUUACUAAUUAUUAACUCAUGAUAAUGAAGACUUAUCACACCCCCCAACUUAAAUCAUUGCUAGUCCCUUAGCAAUGGAGUUAUGAAAAUAAAAAUUUACAAAUCUCAAGUAUCAUGAAGUGAAAAUCUGUAAAAUCAAAUCCAUGUUAUCUAUCAUGUAUCUAGGGAGUAUUCUAACAUUUCAUGCUACUAGAUCAUUCUUUUGACUCAAUAAUAAUCUUCCUAGUGUCUUUUGGUAUCAAUCAAUCUAAUUGAUUUAAUUUUUCAUGCAUGCAAUAUGAAGUAAGAAAUUUAUAAAUCUAAUAGUUUUAUUUUCUGUUUUUAGUUUUAUUUUUAGCACAAUAAAUUUGUCAAAAAUAAAUCAAAACUAUCCUCUUUAUAACUGUAAUUUCGAAUUUCAGUAAUAUAUAUCUAGGGGAUUGAAAUGUGAGAAAAGGGUCUCUAGAAUUUCAAAUUUUGGGGUAUUUGUUUGUUUGUUAUUUUUGACAGUCUAUUGUUCCUGACAGAAAAUCAGAAAAUAGAUGUUGCAGUUUUUCUGAAUUUUAUUUUAUUUUUAUUUUUUUACUUGCUGUUCUAAGUUGAAUAAAAUACAAACACAUGUUCUUAAUUGUCCUACAACAUAAGUUAAUAAUGAAUACUUCACCCCCCAACUUAAAAAUGACAUUGUCCUCAAUGACACAAAAAAAUUAAAACAAAAUAUGCAGAAAAUAUAAUUUUCAAGUGAAGUAUACAUAUAUGUAAAGUUAAGCAUUAAAAAUGUUGUCAUAAAUGAUUAAGCUCAGAAAGACAUCACCUCAACCUCGUUUUUAAUUCUUCACUUCAUCUUACACUCCUCCUCUUGCACUUUUUUGAAAAAACAAAUACAGAAACAAGUACUGCAAAAUUCUAAGAAAAACAAAGCUUAAAAAAGAUCAAAUAGAAUGAAAUAAAAACCAUGGGUUGCCUCCAAUGCAGCGCUCAAUUUAAUGUCUUCAGCUGGACAGCUCUUAGAUCAUAUAAGAUGAUCUAUGGCCAUCAAAAUAUAUUUGUAUCCCAAGGUAAGUUUCAUGAUAUUCUUUUUCAGAUUUAGCAUAAAUUCAUAUACUUCAUAUAUAUACCUUGACAUAAUUUCAACCAAAACAAAAUGGAAAUUAACAAAAUUUUCCCAAAAAUAAUAUUUCCAUUUUGAAAAGAAUCUUUCCUUAUUUCUAUCUUGUUUUGUUAGGCUCUCAUUCAUUAAUAAAUACUUUCUAUUAAUAAACCAUAAAAUGUGAUCAGGCCAUAUAACUUUCAAAUUAGCUUUUGCCCAAUCUAAAUUUUUUUCAUCUAAAUUGGUAUUUCUAAUUCUUCCACUCACCCAUUUCUUAAUUUCUUCUUUUAUCUGCAUAAUCUUCCCCUGCUCCAUUUUAUCUUCCAUACAUAUUUUUUCAAUUUGCGAGGAGUGAAAUAUUUCAAGCUUAGAAAUAAUUCUAAUGGACUGUGAGUUUUGAAGGAUGGAAGGAUUUUCUUCUCUAAUCUCAGAUCUACUGAAUUCAGUAAAAUUCAAAUUUUCUCUUCUAAAAUUAUCUCUAUAUUCAUAUCCAUUAUUUUCGUUUCUCCCUAUUAGUUGAAUCAACUCUUUUUCUAGCUUUUCAUUUCUCAACUCAUCAAAUUCUUCAUCAUUCCAAGAGCUAUCUUUUAAUUUCUGUAUCUGAUAUACAUCAUCAUCCUUAGUAUCAACAUCCAUGGCUGCAAAAUUAUGAUUAGAUUCAUUAAUUUCGUCUCCUACAUCUCCCAAAUCAAUUGAUUUUUCCUCACCUGAAAUAUGUUUUUCUUCAUUUCUGUCCUUACUCCCUUCUACUAAAAUUUAGAUGAUUUUUCCAUGAUCAACUGUUGUUUCUUCAUCUAAGGGCUCUUUCUCCUCAUCAUCCUCACUAUAUUCAUUCAUUAAUUGCAAGCAAUAAAUAAUUUUAUUCAAAUUUUCUGCUACUAUAUUUUUGGCCUUAAUAUUCUUAUUUACUUCUAAUGGAUCAUCAAUUUCUUCUAAUAAUUGGAAAUAAAGAUCAGGUAAAAUAUUCUCACUCAAUGUAUUCACUGUCCUAAUAUUUAUUUUGUGGGUUUUUUUCUAAAUUUAUCCAGCUAGACUCUUCUUGCUGAAAUCCUACUAUUGGACAGUUUCCUAAAUUUUCUAUGGGCUGACUAGGUAGCUGUCUCUUUUUUCUCUUAUCCCCAAGAGCCUCUAUAAUUUGUUUCUAGUGCAGCAUCAUUUGAUUCAUAGUUUGUUGCAUCAUUUGGCUCAUUUGCUGCAUCAUUUCCAUAGCAUCAAGUUGGAUUUGAGAGGACUGAUUUUUCUGAAAUCUGUGUUUUUAUUUUGGAUGAAAUUCAAAAUUUGAAUUGAAUCUAAGUGCUUCUGGAUUUUGAAUAUUAUUUGGGUUUCUCCACCAAAAAUUAUUUCCCCAAUUAGGAUUAUAAGAAUUAGAAAAAUAUUCCUAAUUUUUACUAAAAUCGUGGGGUACUUGCACUUGUUCUUGCCUAGGAUGAUAUUGAAAUUUGAAAUGAUCAUUUUCACCAUACAUAGGACGUAUACUAUUUGAAUUAAAUUGAGGGUUAAGAGGCUUUCUAAUAUUGUCAAUAAGUAAAUCAAUUUUUUCUAAUAUUUGAUUAAUCUGAUUAACCUCAUUUCUAAAUUUAGAAUAAUCAUCAUGAUGCAAUUCAUAAACUCCUCUCUUCUUAUCCCUAUCAUAUAAUUCAAAAGAGGCUUGAUCUCUAGAAUUUUCAUAUAGAUUCUCAUAAAGACUAUAAAUCUUAUCAGGAGUUUUCUCCAUAAAAGUUCUUCCACAUAUAGAAUCAACCAUAUUUUUAUGUUGUUCUAAUAAUCCACCAUAAAAAUUCUAUUAAGCUGCCACUUGGGUAUAGCAUGAUGAGGACACUUUCUAAGUAAAUCUUUGAAUUUUUCCCAUGUCUCAUGUAAAGUUUCUCUUGGUCUUUGAGAAAAUUCUAUAUAUAUUUUCUCAUAUUUUGAGUUUUUCCUAAGAGAUAAAAUUUUUGAAGAAAGGCCUGUUCUGUCUUUCCAGCUAGUUAAUUCUCUAUCUAAUGUAGAUAGCCAAUGACUAGCUUUGUCCCUAAGUGUAUGAGGAAAUAAUUUCAUCUUAAUAAUUUCCGAUGUAACUUGAGAGAGAUUAACUAAAUCACAGACCAUAUAAAAUUUUUCUAAGUGCUGAUGAGGUUCCUCUAAAGCAAUCCAUGAAAAUUAGAGAGCAUUUGAAAAUUUUCUAGAUUUAUUUCAAAUUUAAUAGUUGGUGCUAAUGGGACUCUAAUAUUGGAUGCUCUUUGAAAUGAAUACGAGAUAUAAUGAUUUUCAAUGGCCAUAGGAUUGCUCUCAGUUUGACCUGUACUUCUUUCAGGAUCCAUUAAAAUUAUUUUUUUUUUCGGAUUUUUAGUUUUGAAUGAAAUAAUGAAAGGAUUUUCUAGCCUUGGUUGCAAGGAUCUUCUUCUAUCAUGCAUAAAAAUCAAUAAAUUUGAGGGAAAAAUUUAGUAAUUGUUACCCUCCUUUAGUAUGCUCCAGUCCUUUCAUUGCUUCUUUUCCUUCCCUUUUUCUAAAAAAAAAUUGGAAAAAAGAAAAUAAAACAAGAGUUAAUUUUUUUUGUGUACUCUAAGAGAAAAAUAGAAAAAUACUAAAUAUUAUGCAAUACAUCACUAGCAAUGGUGCCAAAUUUGACGCGACUUAGUCGUUGUAUAUUAAAUCAUGCAAAUCAAAAAUUUAUAAAACUAAAAAAUAUAAAUUUUUGGAUAUUUAGAAGUAUUUCUGAAUAAAUAUAUAAAUUAUAAUUCUAUAAAACUUCUAAAAAUAGCGAUAAUUUUCCAAGUCGAUCACAAGGAUGUAAUAUAAUAUCUCGUAAUUAUUCAGAGUUUUUGUCAAUGAAUACGGUUUUUUAUGAAUUUUAUAUUAGGAAUUGAAAAGAAAAUAUAUUUAAAAUUCACAAAAAAGUGAAAUAAGGGUGCAAACGUCAGGAUGACAUCAGCACCCGGCAAACACGAAUCGGACGAAAAUAGAGUUCCAUCUGGUGAUUCUUAUGUAAGCAAUUAUAGACAAUUUAAUUGAUCAAAUUAAGAUUUGUAAAAGCUAGAAGAAUCGUAAUAGAACAAAGUUUAUUUUGGUAAAUUAAAAUCACAAAAACUAUCACUAAAUAAAGCGUAAGGUGAGUUAAAAGUAGGAAAAUAGAGUUCUGGCAUUACGACGGCGAUGCGUCAGUGAUGCAUUAGAAUUCUAAGCAUUUGGGAGGAUCGUCGUGUAGUGUCCAUGGCCUCGAAGGCUCUCCUUAGACAAAGACGACGUGGGCAAUCUCUAGAUCUUCUCAUGAAGUCUAGAGAUCAAUAAAAUAGGUCGUCGAGUCGUCUUUGGUGGCUGUCACCUGGCGGAGCAGAAAAAUUGUGACUUUGCAGUUCUCUGGCGACUGUCACUUGAUAGAGAGGAGCUGGAUGGAGGUGAGGCCCAUGUCAGGGAGCUUCAUCCUCAAGUCCACGCAGCAAGAAGAGGCUCUUUAUCGCAUUUGGUACACUCUCAGGAGGUGGCGACUUGUCUCCAAGCAGAUCGUCCUCUUCCUGAUGAUGGCUUGUUCGUCAAUCAAUCAGAGAUGAUUUACUUGAUGAAUUUGCGAUCGUUUUAUCGCGAAUCAUUCAAUAAUUUUAGUAGCAAUGCUCUGCGAAUCGCGUUGACGAGAUUUUUGCUGAUGAUCUAGUAAUUCUCGUUGCUUAAUCCUUCGCCAGUGAUCUACAAGAAAGUCACAAUAAUCAAAUAAAAAUAUAUGACUUUUGACUCUAGGAGGAUUCGAACCCGCACCAGUUGCCUCGCCCCUUCUAAGGAAGGUGUGAGGUGGGUUUAGUCCCACAUUGGUUGUGCGCCGAUUUUUCGGGUGAAUAUAUACUAAUGUUAGAUUUCUAAGGAAAGUCCCUUCUCUCAUGUGUACGACCACUCCUUGCUCCACAACUGGCUGGCCACUAGUGACAUGGAAGGGGAAUGGCGCACUCGUGCCCCUAUCGGUCCAUGCCACUCGAGCCUCUGCUCGUGGCUACUCCCUAAUUGAGCUUCCGACUCACUUGGGGCCCCGGCUAGCUAGUGGGUCCCCCCAUUUUACUAUAUUUUUAUUUUAUUUUCUUUUACUUCAUUUAUCUCAAAAUCACAUAAUUACCUAAAAAUUUUAUGUAAUCAAUUGAAAACUAAUUUUCACACUUUAACACAAAUAUAAGUCUAUUUAUCAUGAGUUAAGGCUAAAACUAUAUUAUUUACUUAAUUACUAACUCAUGAUAAUGAAAACUUAUCAUGAUUCGUAGAGCAUUGUUACUAAAAUUAUUGAACGAUUUACGAUAAAAAGAUUACGAAUCCAUUGAGUAAAGCAUCUCUGAUUGAUUGACAAAUAAGUCAUCAUCGGGAAGAAGAUGAUCCGCUGGGAGAUGAGUCGCCACCUCUUGAGAGUGUAUUGACGUGACUUAGUUGUUGUAUAGUAAAUCACAUAAAUUUUAAAUUUAUAAAAUAAGAAAAUAUGAAUUUUCAGAUAUUUAGAAGUAUUUUUAAAAAAAUAUAUCAAGUAGAAUUAAAUAAAAUUUAUAAAAUAGUAGUAAUUUUCUAAAUCGAUCACAAGGAUGUAAUAUAAUAUCUGAUAAUUAUUCAAAAUUUUCUUCAAAGAAUUCUAUUUUCUAUGAAUUUUAUACUAGUAAAUGAAAAGAAAAUAUAUUUAAAAUUCACGUAAAAGGGAGAUAAGGGUGUGGACAUCAAGAUGACGUCAGCAUUCGGCAAACAUGAAUCAAGCGGAAAUAGAGUUCCACUUGGUGAUUCUUAUGUAAGCGAUUAUAGACGAUUUACUUGAUCAAAUUAAGAUUUGUAAAAGCCAGAAGAAUUAUAAGUGAACGAAGUAUAUUUUGGUAAAUUAAAAUCACACAAAUUAUCACUAAAUGAACCAUAAAGUAAGUUAAAAGUAAGAAAAAAGAGUUCCGGCAUCGCGGCGGUGAUGCGUCAGCAAUGCACCGAAAUCCUAAGCAUUCGGGAGGAUCGUCGUGCAGUGUCUAUGGCCUUGAAGGCUCUCCUUGGACAAGGACGAUGUGGGCAAACUCUAGAUCUUCUUGUGAAGUCUAGAGAUCACUGAAAUGGGUCGUCAAAUUGUCUUUGAUAGUUGUCACCCAAUGGUUGUCACCCGAUAGAGAGGAGCUAGAUGAAGGUGGGGCGCCUGUCAAGGAGCUUCACCCUCACCUCCGCACAGUAAGAAGAGGCUCUUCAUCUCAUCUAGUACGCUCUCAGGAGGUGGCGACUCAUCUCCUAAUGGAUCAUCCUCUUCCUGAUGAUGGCUUGUUCAUCGAUCAAUCGGAGAUGCUUUACUCGAUGGAUUCGCGAUCCUUUUAUCAUGAAUCGUUCAAAAAUUUUAGUAACAAUGCUCCAUAAAUCGUAUUAAUGAGAUUUUUGCCAAUGAUCCAGCGAUUCUAGUUGCUUAAUCCUUCACUGAGAAUCUGUAGGAAAGUCGUAAUAAUCAAAUAAAAAAAUAUGAGUUUUGGCUCUAGGAGGAUUCAAACCUAUGCCGGUUGCCCGCCCUACUCUGCCAAGUGACAACUGCUACAAACGAUUCGACGACCCAUUUUAUUGAUCUCUAGACUUUGCAAAGAAAUCUAGAGGUUGCCCAUGUCAUUCUUGUUCAAGGAGAGCCUUCAAGGCCAUGGACACUGUAGAAUAAUCUUUCCGAAUGCUCAAGAAUCUAGUGCAUCACUAACGCAUUGUUGCCACAACACCAGAACUCUGUUUUCCUACUUCAACUAAAUUUUUACUUCAUUUAGUGAUAAUCUGUGUGAUUUAAAUUUACCAAGAUAUACUUCAUUCAAUUACGAUUCUUUUGGCUUUUAUAGAACUUAAUUUGAUCAAUUAAAUCAUCUAUAAUCACUUAAGUAAGAAUCAUCAGAUGAAACUCUGUUUUGCCCGAUUCAUGUUUGCUGGGUGUUGAUGUCAUCUUGACGUCCCCAUUUUCGUGAAUUUUAAAUAUAUUUAAUUUUUAUUUUCUAGUAUAAAAUUCAUAGAAAAUAGUAUUCUUUGAGAAAAAUUCUGAAUAAUUAGCCGAUAUUAUAUUACAUCCCUUUAAUUGACUUGGAAAAUUACUGCUAUUUUUUGAAGUUUUAUGGAAUUAUAAUUGAUAUAUUUAUUCAGAAAUACUUCUAAAUAUCUAAAAAUUUGUAUUUUCUAGUUUUAUAAAUUUUGAAUUUGUGUGAUUUACUAUACAACAACUAAGUCACAUCAACGUCUAAAAAUGAUAGUCAUUUGUUUUAGUUCAUAUGACAAUGUCAUUAGUGUGUACUUAUUGUUGAGUUUAAAUACACACUAUCUAAUAAUAUUUAUACCUAAAACUUAAUAAAAUAUUAUUAUAGAAUUAAGUCUCAAGUUGAACACAAGGAGAUUGACUAAUCUGUCAUAAAAAAUAAUUUAAUUUAUAUAUAAAGUGGUUUUAAUAUUUUGUUAAUAUUUAACAUAAAUAUAAAGUAGAAGGGUGAGGUGAGAAGAAUAAAGGAAGGGAAGGGAGAAAAAAAGGAAGGGGGAAAAGAGAGAGAGAAAGAGAGAGCUCACACGAGAGAUAGAAGGGAUGGGAUCUCUCAUGAAAGGGAGAGAAAGAGCGAGGAGAAGAGAGAGUUCUUAUGAGAGAAAAGGGAUGAGAUCUCUCAUGAAAGGAAAAGAAAGAGAGCGGAGGAGAGAAAGCUCUCAUGAGAGAGAGAAGGGAUCAGAUCUCUCGUGAAAGGAAGAGAAAGGGAGUGGAGGAGAGAAAUCUCACAUGAGGCAGAGAGAGAGAAGGAGAGAGAAAUCAAUCGAGAGAGAGAAAGAGAAUGAAAUCAAUCAAGAGAGAGGGAGAGAAAGGGAGAGAUCUUAUGAGAGAUGAAGAGAGAAGAGAGGUCUCACAAGAGAUAGAGAAAGAAGAGAGGUCUCACGAGAGAGAGAGAGAGAGAAAUAAGAAGAAAAUGAAGAAAAAGAGAAAUAUGGUCAUCCUAUUUUCUCAGACGAAUGUGUGCUCGAGGAUUCACACACAUGACAUGAGAUUAGUCAUGAAUGUCUCUAGCUUAUUUAAACCAUUGAAUGCUCAUUAAUCAACCUUUAAUCUCGGUGAUUUUGCAUUUGAAAAUAAAAAAAACUUGUUAUUCGUAGAAUAUUGAGAACAUGAAUAUGUCAAGAUUCAAUUGUAAAAAUCAAUAGAAAAAGUUAGAAAUGAUCUUAGCUUAAUCUCAUACGAGUCUUGGAGGAUUUACAAGAAGAAUGAAGAUCAUUCAUCAAGUUUUGAAUUAGUUCUACUCAUUUCAAUCAAAACGUGCAUGAAAUGGAAAGAACUUAUCGUAAAAUGUAAAUAAAUGACAAAAGCAGAUAAGUAAAUGCUGAAAAUAGGAAAUAAAUCAUUGCCCAAGUUUAGUCUACCUCCUAGAUAACUAGAGACACCAAUGUGGUAGUUUGGUUUUGUCCAAACAUGCCACACCACGCCGGAAGUCAUAGAAGUAUCAUCCAAAAGCACUGUGCCACUUUCCAAAGAGAUUUGCUGAAAUAAGGGUUGCCAAGCUGUCAGCGUUGUCUAAGGGGAGAAGAGAAGAGCUGACCACUUGUUAGAGGCCUUGAGUGUAGUCAAAGGAGGAAGGAAGAAACUUGCCAAUCACUGAAGAUGUCGAUUGCGUAAAAGAAGGGAAUAAUAGCUUGCCGUAUUUUUGACUACCAUCAGGACUUUAACGAUAAUCAAUAAUAUCUAUUUUACUAGAAAAUAAUCAAUUAUUAUCUUUAUAUCCCUGAUGAUGAUUUGUGUGAGAACUUAAGUUCCUAGUGUCGUGGUGCUUCAAGAGCCACUAGAUCAGAUGAGCUUGGUACAUGGCACAUUGAACAACAUAGGAUCAACCUGCUACAAACCACUAUCGAUCGAAAACUUAAGUUCUUGGUACCAUGGCACCUUCAUAGCUGUCAAAUCAUCCUUUAAGCCCACAUGUGUGUUGAGCAAUGUCGAAUUCAUAAACUGUCGAUGGAUUGCUUUACACAUAUGGUAUUGUGGUGGUUUGCCAGCCACAAGAUUUGGCUAAUUUGAUGACAUGACUCUUUGUGUACUACUAGAUCACACCAUGCUCUAGAUGGCUAUGCUAGAACAAGCGAAAAUAUUUAGUUCAACACUGGAAAUAUAUUGGAUGUAUGUACUGAAUAGAAACUAAAGCUUAUCUCUCUCAGCAAAGAUCCCUUCUCCCAAAAUAAAAUAAUGUCUAGAACCAUCUUAGGAGAAGGCAAUAAGGUGGUCCGCCCUCGUGCACGCACGUGUUUAUGAGAACUCCUUGCCCCAUGACUGGUUGGCCACUAGGAUGUAAAAGGAGAGUGGCGCACACGUGUGUAGAGUGAGGCCUUCGUCACUCGAGCCCAACUCGUGGCUCCCUUCGUCUGGGUCUACCCAGUUGAUUGUUGUCCCCCCUCUAGGUCAACUGCCAAGUGCUACCUUGCUAGCAUACGAAAGAAUUUUUUAUAUUUUAUUAUUUUUAUUUCAAUAAUAAAAAAUACUACUAAAUAUUUUAACUUGACUUUUAAAAUUAACAAUAUAUCCUAUAUUUCUUUUGCAAGUUAACAAAAUAAAGUCAAAAAAUAAAACUAAUUAAAACACAUAAAUCUAGCUUUAACAUUAAUGUCUGAUAAGUCUUCAUUAUCAUGAGUUAAUAAUUAGUAAAUAAUAUAGUUUUAGCCUUAACUCAUGAUAAAUAGACUUAUAUUUGUGUUAAAGAAUGAUUUUUGGUUUUCAAUUGAUAAACGUGAAGUUUUGGGUAAUUAUGUGAUUUUAUACGAUUUUUACAGUCUUACUUUUGAGAUAAAUGAAGAACAAGAAAUAAAAAUAAAAAUAUUGCAAAAAUGAGAGGACCCGCCGGCCAGCCAGGCCCGCAACCAGGUUGGAAGCGCAGUCGGGGAGUAAGCCGUGAGCAGGGGCUCGAGCGGCUUGACUUGGGGAUCGAUAGGGCACGCAUACGCCACUCCCCUUCCACGUCACCGGUGGCCAGCCGGUUGUGGGGCAAGGAGUGGUCAUACACGCGAGAGAAGGGACUUUGCUCACAAAGCUAACAUUACUAUAUAUUCGCCCGAAAAAUUGGCGUACAACUGAUGUGGGACUAAACCCACCUUCCUCAGAAGAGGCGGGUGACCGGCGCAGGUUCAAAUCCUCCCAGAGUCAAAAUUCAUAUAUUUUUAUCUGAUUAUCGCGACUUUCCUGCAGAUCACCGAUGAAGGAUUAAGCAACGAGAAUCGCUGGAUCAUCGGUGAAAAUCUCGUCAACGCGAUUCGUGGAGCAUUGCUACUAAAAUUGCUGAACGAUUCACGAUAAAAGGAUCGCGAAUCCAUCGAGUAAAUCAUCUCCAAUUGAUCGACGAACAAGCCGUCGUCAGGAAGAGGACGAUCCGCCAGGAGACUAGUCGCCACCUCCUGAGAGCGUACCAGAUGCAAUGAAGAGCCACCUCUUGCUGUGCGGACCUAAGGAUGAAGCUCCCUGACACGCGCCCCACCUCCAUCCAACUCCUCUCCGUCGGGUGACAGCCGCCGGAGAGCCGCAAAGUCGCCGUUUUUCCGCUCCGCCGGGUGACAGCCACCGGAGAUGAUUUGACGACCCACUUCAUUGAUCUCUAGACUUCGCGAGAAGAUCUAGAGAUUGCCCACGUUGUCUUUGUCCAAGGAGAGCCUUCGAGGCCAUGGACACUGCACGACAAUCCUCCUGAAUGCUUAGGAUUCUGGUGCAUCGCCGACGUAUCGCCGUCGUGACGCCGGAACUCUGUUUUCCUACUUUCAAUUUAAUUUACGCUUCAUUUAGUGAUACUUUGUGUGAUUUUAAUUUACCAAACUAUAAUUCGUUAAAUUACGAUUCUUUCGACUUUUACAGAUCUUAAUUUGAUUAAUUAAGUCAUCUGUAAUCGCUUACAUAAGAAUCGCCAGGCGGAACUCUGUUUCCGCCUGAUUCGCGUUCACCGGGUGUUGACGUCAUCUUGACGCCCGCACCCUUAUUUCCUUUUUUUUCGUGAAUUUUAAAUAUAUUUCCUUUUUAUUUCCUAGUAUAAAAUUCGUAAGAAAAUCGUAUUCAUUGAGAAAAAUUCUGAAUAAUUACCAGAUAUUAUAUUACAUCCCUGUGAUUGACUUGAAAAAUUAUCGCUAUUUUUGGAAUUUUUAUUGAAUUAUAAUUGAUAUAUUUAUUUUGAAAUACUUCUAAAUAUCCGAAAAUUCGUAUUUUCUAGUUUUAUAAAUUUUAUAUUUGCGUGAUUUAACAUACAACGACUAAGUCACGUCAAUGUCUAAGACCAAAAAAUAAAUGGGAAAAUAGCAUUCACCUACCUUGACAAUUACAUCUUCUAAUAUUCCUUUAGGUUUCCUAGUAGAUCUAUCUACAACUUGAAGAAUUGUAGAGGCUGGUUUGAGCUCACCAAUUCUAAAAUGUUCAGCAAUGGCAGUAGGUAAAAAAUUAACACCAGCACCUAAAUCAAGCAAUGCAUUAUCAAAAGUAAUUCCACCAAUUUUACAAGAGAUUAGAGGUUUACCUGGAUCUUUACAUUUCAUGGGCAAUUGAUCAAGAAUAAUUGCAUUGUGAUGAAAGGAUGAUUCUUUUUUCUCUUUUAGGUGUGCACAUCUCCUUCAAAAAUUUUGCAUAACUUGGUACAUGAUUGAUGGCAUCCAAGAGAGCAAUCUUGAGCUGCACUUGCUCAAAAAUUUUCAUCACCUCAUCACUAUGAAUCAAUCCCUUUUUACCUUUUGGUUUUAAUGCAUGAAGGAAAGGUGUAGUGGGAACAUAUUCCUUGGGGUCAAUAUUUACUUCAACCUUUGAUUUUUCAACCUCUUCAUCAUCACUAAAAUCAUCAUCUUCCUCUAUAAUUUUCUGUUUUUGAUCUUCUGAAUUUUUGUCCAUAGAAGAGAUGUCUUUUCCAUCCUCCUUUUGUUGGUAACGAUCACUCAAAACCUUCCCAUUUCGUAGCUGAGAUAUGGCCUUCAUGUCUUCCAUUUGAGAUAGUACAAAAGGUUCUUCAAAACUUGUAUUUACCAUGUUAGCUUGAUGCUGAAAACCAGGAGGAUGAUUUUGUAGAUUGGCUAUGGGUUGACUUGGUAGCUGGCCUCCACUUGGUCUAAAUUGUUGAGCUGCAUGUGGUUUUUGUGUGAGUUGAUGCAUGGAUUUGUUUUGUUGUUGUUGCUGCAGCAAUUGUUGAAUGGAUUGUUGUCGAGUUUGUUGUUGUUGUAAUUUUUGAAUGGUUUGUUGUUGUUGAACCAUGAUCCGUUGUAAACCACUCAAUUUAUUGUCACUGCCUUGAUUUUUUCCCAUGACUUGUGGUCCUUGACCUAAUGGUGGGUGUGCUUGAAAAUUUGAUGGGCGUGGUUGACCUUUCAUGGGUGGAAAUAUUUGCUGCUGAGGUCUAACCUGCAUGUUGGGAUAACUAGAAGAUGUUUGCUCACUAAACAUGUUUUGAUUUUUCCAUGAAAAAUUUGGAUGAUUUCUCCAUCCAGGGUUAUAAGAAGCCUGCACAAAAUCAUGAUUAGACUUAUUAAAAUCUUGAGCUAAUUGAACUUGUUCAGAUGUAUAUGAUGGAGAAAUAAUUUGAGGACAUUCAUUUUCAGCAUGAUUCAAACUUGAAGAAAUUUUGUAAGUUUGUCACUUAAAUUUUUCCUAAAAGCAAGAAUUUUUUCCAUCUUAGAAUUUAGCUCAUCAAAUUAACUCUUCCAUUCUUUAUCAUCUGAUUUUCUAAUCUCAUAAAUUCCACCCUUAGAUCUAUCAAAGGAAGAUGAAGAUAUAUAGUUAGAAGAGUUAUCAGUAAGUUCUUCCAAAAGAGAAUAUCCCUCAUCUUCCUUUUUAUUCAUAAAUGUGCCACCACAUGAUGCAUCAAUCAUUUGCUUGUUGGCUGCAGACAAACCAUCAUAAAACAUUUGAACUAUUUGUCAUUUAGGAAUACCAUGAUGAAGACAUCUUCUCAUCAUAGCUUUGAAUCUAUACCAUGCUUCAUGCAAAGGUUCAUUACUGUUUUGUGUAAAACUCAUAAUAUGUUUUCUCAUCAACAUGGUUUUCCCCCUAGGAUAAAAUAUUUUCAGAAAUUCCUGCACUAAAUCAGGCCAUGAUUUUAUCUCCUUUUCUAAAGUAGAAAUCCAAUAGCUAGCAUCACAUUUCAAAGAAAAAGGAAACUAUGUUAAUUUUAAUUCAUCGUCAACCUCUUUGACAGUCCCACAAACCUUAAGACAUUCUUGCAAAUGAUCAUAUGGAUCUUCAAUAUUUUUAUCAUAAGAAUAUAGGCAGCAAUUGAAAAAUUCCUGAUUUAAUAUUGUGCUUGCAAAUAGGUUGCUAUUGAAAAUCAAGUGCAGAUGGUGGAUUAAAAUAAUCUCUAAUAGGUCUAGGGUUUUCUCUAUUUUCCUCUACUUUUCGUGAAUUAAGCAAAUUGCCAGAUGAUUUAACUCUAGAUAUAGGUAGUUCUACUAAUUUGGGUUUUAAUGACCUCCGUCCUAGCAUGCAACAUUAAUUCACGAAUUAUUUUUUUAUAUAGAAAUGAGAUAUGAAAAGAAAAUGUAGAAAAAUAGAAAAAUAAUUCCUAUAGAGAAUUAAAGAUUUCGAAAUUACCUUCGCCAAGAACAGCACCAAAAAUUGAUGUGGUUCUAAGUCGUUAUUAGAAUCAUCAAUCAAUUUUAAUAACUUGUUCAACUAGAUUCAACAAAAAUAAUAAUAAGAAUUUUAGAUGGAUAUAGUGGUGAGCUAGGUCAUCUCCUUAGGGGAAAGCUUUUAAAAAUCCUUUUAUCCUCUAAUUUAAAGAAUUACAAAUUGAUUAGAAGAUUUAAAUUCAUAUUCAAAACAAUAAAUGAAAUAAAAUGGCAAAUAAAUAUAAAUGCGAAUAUAAAAAUGAAAUGAAUUAAAAUCAAUAAACUAAAUAUGCUUUGGAUUGAUUAAAAUAGAAGAAAAAAAGUAAAUAAAUAAUUUAACCUAAGAAAAUAAAAUUAUUUCACAGAUCAAACAAGAAAAUAAUAAAAACUCUAUUAAAAAUCAAACUUACAACUCUUUGAAUGCAUGGCUUGAUGUCAACUUCUGGGUAGCACUUCUCAAUCUUGCAUCUAGUUCAAUAGAAUGGAUUUAAGGUGAAAAGGGUAAAGGAGAACAAUCAAAAUUAACAAUGCACUCUUCAGAAUCCUAUUUUCUCAUGAGAAAGAAGAACAAUAUUUUCUCUCAAGAACAACCCAAGAACAACUCUAGAAAAUCUCCAUUUCCCUCCCCUCUUCCUCCUUUGUCCCAUAGAUCUACAAAUCGAAUUUUCUAUUUUGACUUCUUAUUUUCUGUCAUAUUUUGCCAAUUUUUCUCUAAAGUUUUCAGCAUUUUCCCCUUUUCUCAUGGGGUAAUAAUCGAUAUUAUCUAUUUUGCCAGAUGAUAAUCAAUAUUUGAAUAUAUACCCUUUUGUGCAUGUGAGGGAAUAAUUGAUAUCGUUUGUUUUACCAAAUGAUAAUUGAUAUUUCUAAAUAUAUGCUCCGAAGCAUGGUUCGAUGAAGACUAUUGGAUCCUUGUGCUAUGAUUUUGCUCUGAAGAGGGGUGAUGUGGCCUAAUAAUCACUGUUAGAUCUCCAUCGGCUCUUGCUCCUUUUGCAUGUGCUUUAUCACGAUCUGUGUGCAUCAGAUGCCAUGAUAGCCACUGUUGGAUUGGUGGCUACUUUUCAUGUAUUGAUGGCUAUGACAUGGAGUGUGGGAUCUACUAGCAGUCACCAUUGGAUCUUGGAGCUACUUUUUCAUAUGACAGCAACAGUGAUGUGGCUUCAUGGCAUGCAUUAGAUUUGACCACUACUAUCACACUACUGUUAGAUCUGAAAAGAAUAUAAAGUUAAUCCCAUAUUGAAAGUAUUAUGUGAUUGUUAUCAUAUCUAAUAAUGAUGUCUUCUAAUUAUAUUUAUUUUAAAGCCUCAAAUUUUUAGAAAAAUUAUAUAAAAUAGAUUUCAAUUAAUCAUAAAAUUUAGCACAAUAAUAUUUUAUUUUAAAAAAUAAGUGAGAAUUAAGCCUCAAGAUAUAAAAUAAAUUCUCAUCAACUUUUUGUUUAUUCAUAAAAUAUCAAUUUAAAUUAAGAUUUAGAGAGGUUCAUUUAAAUAACAAAUAAAAUAAUUUACAUGAUAACUUGUGAAAUAUUCCUCAAAUAUACAUUAUUGUCCUACAACAUAAAUUAAUAAUGAAUACUUCACCCCCCAACUUAAAAAUGACAUUGUCCUCAAUGACACAGAAAAAUCGAAACAAAAUAUGCAGAAAAGAUAAUUUUCAAGUGAAGUAUACAUAUAUGUAAAGUUAAGCAUUAAAAAUGUUGUCAUAAAUGAUUAAGCUCAGAAAGACAUCACCUCAACCUCAUUUUUAAUUUUCCACUUCAUCUUACACUCCUCCUACACUUUUUCGAAAAAACAAAUACAGAAACAAGUAUUGCAAAAUACUAAGAAAAAUAGAGCUUAAAAAAAAAUCAAACAUAAUGAAAUAAAAACCAUGGGUUGCCUAUCAUGCAAUGUUGCAAUUAAUGUCGCUAGCUGGACAGCUCUAAGAUCAUAUAAGAUGAUCUAUGGCCAUCAAAAUAUAUUGAUAUCCCAAGGUAAGUUUCAUGAUAUUCUUUUUCAAAUUUAGCAUAAAUUUUGUAUCCUCUUGACAUGACUCAGUCGUUUUAUAUUAAAUCACGCAAAUAUAAAAUUUGUAAAACUAGAAAAUACGAAUUUUCAGAUAUUUAGAAGUAUUUCUAAAUAAAUAUAUCAAUUAUAAUUCAAUAAAAUUCCAAAAAAUAGCGGUAAUUUUCCAAGUCAAUCACAAGGAUGUAAUAUAAUAUCUGGUAAUUAUUCAGAAUUAUUCUCAAUGAAUACGAUUUUCUUACGAAUUUUAUACUAGGAAAUAAAAAGGAAAUAUAUUUAAAAUUCACGAAAAAAAAAGGAAAUAAGGGUGCGGGCGUCAGGAUGAUGUCAGCGCCCGGUGAACGUGAAUCAGGUGAAAACAGAGUUCUGCCCGACGAUUCUUACGUAAGCGAUUACAGACGACUUAAUUAAUCAAAUUAAGAUCUGUAAAAGCCGGAAGAAUCGUAAUUUAACGAAGUAUAGUUUGGUAAAUUAAAAUCACACAAAGUAUCACUAAAUAAAGCGUAAAUUAAAUUGAAAGCAGGAAAACAGAGCUCUGACGUCGCGACGGCGAUGCGUCGACGAUGCACCGGAAUCCUAAGCGUUCGGGAGGGUUGUCGUGUAGUGUCCACGGCCUCGAACGCUCUCCUUGGACAAAGACGAUGUGGACAAUUUCUAGAUCUUCUCGCGAAGUCUAAAAAUCAAUGAAGUGGGUCGUCGAAUCGUCUCCGGCGGCUGUCACCCGACAGAGAGGAGCUGGAUGGAGGUGGGGCGUAUGUCAAGGAGCUUCAUCCUCAGGUCCACGCAGCAAGAGGAGGCUCUUCAUCGCAUCUGGUACGCUCUCAAGAGGUGGCGACUGGUCUCCCGGCGGAUCAUCCUCUUCCUGACGACGGCUUGUUCGUUGAUCAAUCGGAGAUGAUUUACUCGAUGGAUUCACGAUCCUUUUAUCGUGAAUCGUUCAGCAAUUUUAGUAGCAAUGCUCCGCGAAUCGCGUUGACGAGAUUUUUGCCGAUGAUCCAAUGAUUCUCGUUGCUUAAUCCUUCACCGACGAUCUGCAGGAAUGUCGUGAUAAUCAGAUAAAAAUAUAUGAAUUUUGACUCUGGGAGGGUUCGAACCCACGCCGGUCGCUCGCCUCUUCUGAGGAAGGUGUGACGGGGGUUUAGUCCCACAUCGGUUGUACGCCGAUUUUUCGGGUGAAUAUAUAGUAGUGUUAGCUUUCUCAGCAAAGUCCCUUCUCUCGCGUGUAUGACCACUCCUUGCCCCACAGCCAGCUGGCCACCGGUGACGUGGAAGGGGAGUGUGGCGUACGCAUGCCCUGUCAGUCCCCAAGCCAAGUCGCUUGAGCCCCUGCUCGCGGCUUACUCCCCGACUGCACUUCCGACCCACUUGCCGCUUGCGAGCUCGGCUGGCCGGCGGGUUCCCCUCAUUUUUGCAAUAUUUUUAUUUUUAUUUGUUCUUCAUUUAUCUCAAAAGUUUGACUGUAAAAAUUGUAUAAAAUCACAUAAUUACCCAAAAAUUCAUGUUAAUCAAUUGAAAACCAAAAAUCAUUUUUUAACACAAAUAUAAGUCUAUUUAUCAUGAGUUAAGGCUAAAACUAUAUUAUUUACUAAUUAUUAACUCAUGAUAAUGAAGACUUAUCACCUCCCCUACUCCAUUUUAUCUUCCAUACAUAUUUGUUCAAUUUGCAAGGAGUGAAAUAUUUCAAGCUUAGAAAUAAUUCUAAUGAGCUGUGAGUUUUGAAGGAUGGAAGGAUUUUCUUCUUUAAUCUUAGAUCUAAUGAAUUCAGUAAAAUUUUAAUUUUCUCCUCCAAAAUUAUCUCUAUACUCAUAUUCAUUAUUUUCGUUUCUCACCAUUAGUUGAAUCAACUUUUUUUCUAGCUUUUCAUUUCUCAACUCAUCAAAUUCGUCAUCUUCCUAAGAGCUAUCUUUUAAUUUUGAGGUAUGAUAUACAUCAUUAUCAACAUCCAUGGCUGGAAAAUUAUGAUUAGAUUUAUUAAUGUCGUCUCCUACAUCUCCUAAAUCAACUCAUUUUUCCUCACCUGAAAUAUAUUUUUCUUCAUUUGUGUCCUUACUCCCUUCUACUAAAAUUUGGAUGAUUUUUCCAUGAUCAGCUGUUGUCUCUUCAUCUAAGGGGUCUUUCUCCUCAUCAUCCUCACUAUAUUCAUUCAUCAAUUGUGAGCAAUAAAUGAUUUUAUUCAAAUUUUCUACUACUAUAUUUUCAGCCUUAAUGUUCUCAUUUACUUCUAAUGGCUCAUUAAUUUUAUCUAAUAAUUAGAAAUAAGGAUUAGGUAAAAUAUUCUCACUCAAUAUAUUCACUGACUUAACAUUUUCAUUUCAUGAGUUUUUUUCUAAAUUUAUUCAGCUAGACUCUCCUUGCUGAAAUCUUAUUGUUGGAUAGUUUCUUGAAUUUUCUAUGGGCUGACUAGGUAGCUAUCCCUCUUCUCUCUUAUUCCUAAGAGUCUCUAUAAUUUGUUUCUAGUGCAGCAUCAUUUGAUUCAUAGUUUGUUGCAUCAUUUGGCUCAUUUGCUGCAUCAUUUCCAUAGCAUCAGGUUGAAUUUGAGAGGACUGAUUUUUUUGAAAUGUAUGUUCCUAUUUUGGACAAAAUUCAAAAUGUGAAUUGGAUCUAAGUGCUUUUGGAUUUUGAAUAUUAUUUGGGUCUCUCGAUGAAAAAUUAUUCCUCUAAUUAGGGUUAUAAAAAUUUGAAAAAGGUUCCCUAUUUCUAUUAAAACUGUGAGCUACUUGCACUUGUUCUUGCCUAGGUUGAAAUGAUUGAUCUAAAUUAUAACAUUGAAAUUCAGAAUAAUCAUUUUCACCAUACAUAGGACAUGUACUAUUCGAAUUAAAUUGAGGCUUAAAAGGCUUUCUAAUAUUGUCAAUAAGUAAUUCAAUUUUUUCUAAUAUUUGAUUAAUCUAAUUAACCUCAUUUCUAAGUUUAGAAUCAUCAUCAUGAUGCAAUUCAUAAAUUUCUCUCUUCUUAUCCUUGUCAUAUAAUUCAAAAGAGACUUGAUCUCUAGAAUUUUCACUUAAAUUCUCAUAAAGAUUGUAAAUCUCAUCAAGAGUUUUCUCCAUAAAUGCUCCUCCACAUAUAGAAUCAACCAUAUUUCUAUGUUGUUCUAAUAAUCCAUCAUAAAAAAUUCUAUUGAGCUGUCACUUGGGUAUAGCAUGAUGAGGAGACUUUUUAAGUAAAUCUUUGAAUUUUUCCCAUGUCUCAUGCAAAGUUUAUCCUGGUCUUUGAGAAAAACUCCAUAUAUGUUUUUUUUAUAUUUUGAGUUUUUCCUAAGGGAUAAAAUUUUUAAAGAAAGGCCUGUUCUAUAUCUUUCUAGCUAGUUAAUUCUCUAUCGAACAUGGAUAGCUAAUGACUAGCUUUGUCCCUAAGUGUAUGAGGGAAUAAUUUCAUUUUAAUAAUUUCUAGUGUAACUUGAAGGAGAUUAACUAAAUCACAGACCAUAUGAAAUUUUUCUAAGUGCUGAUGAGGUUCUUCUAAAGGCAAUCCAUGAAAAUUAGGGAGUAUUUAAAAAAUUCUUCAAUUUAUUUCGAAUUUAACAGUGGGUGCUAAUGGGACUGUAAUAUUGGAUGCUCUUUGAAAUGAAUUAGGGAUAUAAUAAUUUUUCAUGGCCAUAGAAUUGUUCUCAAUUUGGCCUGUAUUUCCUUCAGGAUCUAUCAAAAUUAAUUUUUCUUUCGGAUCUUUAUUUUUGAAUGAAAUAAUGAAAGGAUUUUCUAGCCUUGGAUGCAAGGAUCUUCUACCAUGCAUAAAAUACAAUAAAUUCGAGAGAAAAAUUUAGUAAUUGUUACCCUCCUUCAGUAUGCUCCAUUCCUUGUCUUGCUUCUUUUCAUUCCCUUUUUCUAAAAAAAAAAUCGACAAAAAGAAAAUAAAACAAAGAGUUAAAUUUUUUUGUGUACUCUAAGAGAAAAAUAGAAAAAUACUAAAUAUUAUGCAAUACAUUCCCAACAAUAGUACCAAAAUUUGAUGUGACUCAGUCGUUGUAUAUUAAAUCACGUAAAUAUUAAAUUUAUAAAACUAGAAAAUAUGAAUUUUUAGAUAUUUAGAAGUAUUUAUAAAUAAAUAUAUCAAUUAUAAUUCAAUAAAACUUCCAAAAAUAGUAGUGAUUUUCUAGGUCGAUCACAAGGAUGUAAUAUAAUAUCUAGUAAUUAUUCAUAAUACAAUGUUCUAUGAAUUAUAUACUAAGAAUUGAAAAGAAAAUAUAUUUAAAAUUUACAAAAAAAGAAAAUAAGUGUGCCAAUAUCAAGAUGAUGUUAGUGCCCGGCGAAUGUGAAUUGGGCGAAAAUAGAGUUUCGCUUGGCGAUUCUUAUGUAAGCAAUUACAAAUGAUUUAAUUAAUCAAAUUAAGAUCUGUAAAAGCCAGAAGAAUUGUAAUUGAACAAAGUAUACUUUGAUAAAUUAAAAACACAAAAUUAUCACUAAAUGAAGCGUAAAGUAAAUUGAAAGCAAGAAAACAAAGUUCCGGCAUCGCGACGGUGAUGCGUCGGCGAUGCACUGGAAUCUUAAGCAUUCGGGAGGAUCAUCAUGUAGUGUCCACGGCCUCGAAGGCCCUCCUUGGACAAAGCUGACAUGGGCAAUCUCUAGAUCUCCUUGCAAAGUCUAGAGAUUAAUAAAAUGGGUCGUCGAAUCGUCUCUGGCGGCUAUCACCCAGCGGAGCAGAAAAACGGUGACUUUGCAGCUCUCUAGUGGCUAUCACCCGACAGAGAAGAGCUGGAUGGAGGUGGGGCGCAUGUUAGGGAGCUUCAUCCUCAAGUCUGCACAGCAAGAGGAGACUCUUCAUUGCAUCCGGUACGCUCUCAAGAGGUGGCGACUCGUCUCUCGGCAGAUCGUCCUCUUCCCAACAAUGGCUUGUUCAUCGAUCAAUCGGAGAUGAUUUACUCAAUGGAUUCACGAUCCUUUUAUCGUAAAUUGUUCAGCAAUUUUAGUAGCAAUGCUCCACGAAUCGUGUUGACGAAGUUUUCGCUGAUGAUCUAACGAUUCUCGUUGCUUAAUCCUUCACCGACGAUCUGCAAGAAAGUCACGAUAAUUAUAUAAAAAUAUAUUACUUUUGACUCUAGAAGGACUCAAACCUAUGCCAGUCAUUCGCCUCUUUUGAGGAAGGUGUGAUGCGGGUUUAGUCCCACAUCGGUUGUGCGCCAAUUUUUCAGGCGAAUAUAUAGUAAUGUUAGAUUUCUAAGCAAAGUUCCUUCUCUCGUGUGUACGACCACUCCUUGCCCCACAACUGACUGGCCACUGGUGACAUGGAAGGGGAAUGGCACACAUGUGCCCCUAUCGGUCCAAGCUACUUGAGCCCCUACUCGUGGCUACUCCCUAACUGAGCUUCCAACCUGCUUGCGGGCCCAGCUAGCCGGCGAGUCCCCUCAUUUUAUUUUUAUUUCUUGUUCUUCAUUUAUCUCAAAAGUAAGACUAUAAAAAUCAUAUAAAAUCAUAUAAUUACCCAAAAAUUCACGUUAAUUAAUUAAAAACCACUUUUCACACUUUAACACAAAUAUAAGUCUAUUUAUCAUGAGUUAAGGCUAAAACUAUAUUAUUUACUAAUUAUUAACUCAUGAUAAUGAAGACUUAUCAGUGGCCAAUUGAUCAAUUGAGCAAGGAGCACCUAUACACAUGCGCGUGCAUGAGGGCAAACCACCUUAUUGUUUUCUCUCAAAAUGGUCCUAGGAAUUAUUUUAUUUCAAGGGAAGGGAUCUCUACUAAGAGAGAGAAGCUUUAGUUUAUAUUCAGCACAUGUGUCUGAUAUAUUUCUAUUGUGGGACUAAAUGUUUUCAUCUAUUUCAAUGCAACUAUCUAGAGUGCUAUGUGAUCUAGCAAUAUACAAAGAGUCAUGUUGAUGUCUUCAUUAUCAUGAGUUAAUAAUUAGUAAAUAAUAUAUUAUUAGCCUGAACUCAUCAUAAAUAGACUUAUAUUUGUGUUAAAAUGUGAAAAGUGAUUUUCAAUUGAUUAAUGUGAUUUGUUGGCUAAUUAUGUGAUUUUCUAUGAAUUUAUAUAAUUUUUAUAAUUGUAUUUUUUAGAUAAAUAAAGAAAAAGAAAUAAAAAUAAAAAUAUAACAAAAUGAGGGGAACCUACCAACCAACCAACCAAGCCUGCAAGCAAGUUGGAAGCACAGUUAAGGAGGAGCUGUGAGUAGAGGCUCGAGUGGGUAAGACAGAUGGGGACAUGUGUGUGCCAUUCCCCUUCCAUGUCACUAGUGGCCAACUAGCUAUAGGGCAAAGAGUGGUCCUACGUGUGGGAGAAAGGGACUCAUUAUUUACAAUGUGAUAUUACUAUACAUUUGCUAGAAACUUUGACGCAUAAGUGAUGUGGGACUAAACUUGUGUCACACCUUCCUCUGAAAAGGUUUGAAGAUUUUAAUACCUAAAAUACUUCUUAGUUAUAAUAGAAAUAUACCAUGAUGAUGUCACUUGAUAAGGGUAUUAAAGCACUUAUUUCAAUCUCUCUCAUACAAGUAGACAAUUGGCAAGGGUUUGAAUCCUCUAAGAGCCAAAACUUAUAUUUUAUCUACUUAUCGUGACUUUCCUACAAAUCACUAGUGAAGGAUUAAACAGCAAGAAUUUUUGGAUCAUCGGCAAAAAUCUCAUCAAUGUGAUUCGUGGAGCAUUUUUACUAAAAUUGUUAAACGGUUCAUGAUAAGUUUUCAUUAUCAUGAGUUAAUAAUUAGUAAAUAAUAUAGUUUUAGCCUUAACUCAUAAUAAAUAGACAUAUAUUUGUGUUAAAGUGUGAAAAGUGGUUUUCAAUUGAUUAACAUGAAUUUUUGUGUAAUUAUGUGAUUUUAUAUGAUUUUAUAUAAUUUUUAUAGUCUUACUUUUGAGAUAAAUGAAGGAAAAGAAAUUAAAAUAAAAAUAGCAAAAUGGGGGGGACCCACUGGCCAGCGCGGCCCACAAGCGGGUCGGAAGCAAGUUGGGUAGGAGCCAUGAGCAGGGGCUCGAGCAGCUUGAACUGAUGGGGGCAUGUGUGCACCACUCCCCUUCCAUGUCACUAGUGGCCAACUGGCUGUGGGGCAAGGAGUCGUUGUACACGUGCGAGAAAGGGACUUGAUUGAAAAUUUAAUAUUACUAUAUAUUUGUCAAAAACUUCAGUGCACAAUUGAUGUGGGACUAAACCCGUGUCACCUUCCCUAGAUAGGGCAGGGUAACCGAUGUGGGUUCAAAUCCUCUUAGAGCCAAAACUCAUAUUUUUUUCAUCUGAUUAUCACGACUUUCCUGCAGAUCACCGGUGAAGGAUUAACCAACCAAAAUUGCUCGAUCAUCAAUGAAAAUCUCAUCAACAUAAUUCAUGAAGCAUUGUAACUAAAAUUGUUGAACAAUUCGUGAUAAAAGGAUCGCAAAUCCAUCGAGUAAAGUAGCUCUAAUUGGUCAACAAACAAGCUGUCGUCAGAAAGAGGACAAUCUGGCGAGAGACAAGUCGCCACCUCCUAAGAGCAUACCAGAUGCGAUGAAGAGCCUCCUCUUGUUGCAUAAACCUGAGGAUGAAGCUCCCUGACACGCGCCCCACUUUCAUCCAGCUCCUCUCCGUCAAGUGACAACCGUUAGAGAGCUGCAAAGUCGCCAUUUUUCUGCUCUGCCGGGUGACAACUGUCGAAGAUGAUUUGAUGACUCAUUUCAUUGAUCUUUAGACUUUGCAAGGAGAUCUAAUGAUUGCCCACGUCGUCUUUGUCCAAAGAGAGCUUUCGAGGCCAUGGAUAUUGCAUGACAAUCCUCUCGAAUGCUCAAGAUUCCAGUGUAUCACCAAUGCAUCGCCAUAGCGAUGCCAGAACUCUAUUUUCCUACUUUAAACUUAAUUUUCAUUUCAUUUAGUGAUAAUUUGUUGAUUUUAAAUUUACCAAGAUAAACUUCAUUUUAUUAUGAUUCUUCUGGCUUUUAUAGAUUUUAAUUUGAUCAAUUAAAUCAUCUAUAAUCGCUUAUGUAAGAAUCAUCGUGUAGAACUCUAUUUUUACUUGAUUCAUGUUCGCCAGGCACUGACAUCAUCUUGAUGUCUGCACCUUUAAUUUCCUUUUUUGUGAAUUUUAAAUAUAUUUAAUUUUCAUUUCCUAGUAUAAAAUUCAUAGAAAAUAGUAUUCUUUGAGGAAAAUUCUGAAUAAUUACCAGAUAUUAUAUUAUAUCCCUGUGAUCAACUUGGAAAAUUAUAGCUAUUUUUGGAUGUUUUAUUGAGUCAUAAUUGAUAUAUUUGCUCAGAAAUACUUUUAAAUACUUAAAAAUUCAUAUUUUCUACUUUUAUAAAUUUUAAAUUUUUGUGAUUUACUAUACAACGACUAAGUCAUGUCAAUUCAUGAUAAAAGGAUCAUAAAUUUAUCAAGUAAAUGAUCUCUGAUUGAUCGACAAAUAAGUCAUUGUUGAAAAAAGACGAUAUGUCAGGAGACAAGUCGCACCUACUAAGAGCAUACUAGAUGCGAUGAAGAGCCUCCUCUUACUAUGUAGACCUUAGGUUGAAGCUCCCUCACAUGCACCCCACCUCCAUUUAGCACCUCUCUAUUAGGUGACAGCUACAAGAAAACCUCAAAAUUAUUGUUUUUCUACUCCAUUAGGUGACAGCUUUUGGAGAGGAUUUGACGACUCAUUUCAUUGAUCUCUAGACUUUGUAAAGAGAUCUAGAAAUUACCCACAUCGUCCUUGUCUAAGGAGAGCCUUCAAAGUUGUGGACACACAAUAAUCCUCCCAAACGCUCAAGAUUCUAGUACAUUGCUAAUGCAUCACCAUCGCAACAUCGAAACUCUAUUUUCUUACUUUCAACUUAAUUUCAGCUUCAUUUAGUAAUAAUUUAUGUGAUUUAAAUUUAUCAAGCUAUACUUCAUUCAAUUAUGAUUCUUUCGGCUUUUACAGGUCUUAAUUGAAUUAAUUAAAUCAUUUAUAAUCACUUACAAAAGAAUCGUCGAGCAGAAAACUAUUUUGCCUAAUUCAUAUUCAUCGGGCACUAGCAUCAUUGAUGUGACAUAGUCGUGGUAUAUUAAAUCAUACAAAUCUAGAAUUUAUAAAAAUAGAAAAUACAAAUUUUCAGAUAUUUAGAAGUAUUUUCAAACAAAUAUAUCAAUUAUAAUUCAAUAAACUUCUAAAAAUAGUAGUAAUUUUCCAAGUCAAUCACAAGGAUGUAAUAUAAUAUCUGGUAAUUAUUUAGAAUUUUCCUCAAAGAAUACUAUUUUCUAUGAAUUUUAUACUAGGAAAUGAAAAGGAAAUAUAUUUAAAAUUCACGAAGAAAAGGAAAUAAGGGUGUAGACGUUAAAAUGAUGUCAGCGCCCAACAAAUGUGAAUUAGGUAGAAAUAGAGUUCUACUCAGUGAUUCUUACGUAAGCGACUAUAGAUGAUUUAAUUGAUUAAAUUAAGAUUUAUAAAAGUCAGAAGAAUCAUAAUGAAAUGAAGUAUAUCUUGGUAAAUUUUAAAAUCUAAAACAUUAUCACUAAAUGAAAUGAAAAUUAAGUUGAAAGUAGGAAAAUGAAGUUCCAGCGUCGUGGUAGUGAUGCGUCGAUGAUGCACCGAAAUCUUGUGUUUGAGAGGAUCAUCGUGUAGUAUUUAUGACCUCAAAGGCUCUCCUUGGACAAGGACGAUGUGGGUAAUCUCUAGAUCUCCUUGUGAAGUCUAAAGAUCAAUGAAAUCAGUCCUUGAAUCAUCUCUAGCAGCUGUCACCUGGUGGAGCGAAAAAAUGGCAACUUUGCGGCUCUCCGGCGAUUGUCACCUGAUGGAGAGGAGCUCAAUGGAGAUGGGGCAUGUGUCAAGGAGCUUCAUCCUCAGGUCUGCGCAGCAAGAGGAGACUCUUCAUCACAUCCGGUAUGUUCUUAAGAAGUGGUAACUCAUCUCCCAGUGGAUCAUCCACUUUCCAACGACAGCUUGUUCAUCGAUCAAUUGGAGAUGCUUUACUCGAUGGAUUUGUGAUCCUUUUAUCACGAAUCAUUCAGUAAUUUUAGUAACAAUGCUUCGCAAAUCACGUUGACGAGAUUUUCGCCGAUGAUCAAGUGAUUUUGGUUGCUUAAUCCUUCACUAGCGAUUUGCAAGAAAGUUGCGAUAAUUAGUUAAAAAAAUAUGAGUCUUGGCUCUGAGAGGAUUCGAAUCCACAUUGGUUGCGUGCCCUUUUUGGGGAUGGUGUGAUGUGGGUUUAGUCCCACAUCACUUGUGCAAUAAAUUUUUGGGUGAAUAUAUAGUAAUGUUACAUAUGAAAGCAAGUCCCGUUCUCACGCAUGUACAACCAUUCCUUGCCCCAUAGUUGGCUGGCCACCAAGAAGGGGAGUGGCGCACAUGUGACCCUAUUGGUCCAAUCCGCUCAAGCCCUUACUCACGAUUGCAUUUUUGACUAGACUUUUGACCCGCUUGCAAGCUCGGCUGGCUAGUAGUUCCCCCCAACUUUAUCUUAUUUUUAUUUUUAUUUCUUUUUCUUCAUUUAUCUCAAAAGUAAGAUUGUAAAAAUCAUAUAAAUUCAUAUAAAAUCAUAUAAUUAUCCAAAAAAUCACAUUAAUCAACUAAAAACCACUUUUCACACUUUAACAUAAAUAUAAGUCAAUUUAUUAUGAGUUAAGGCUAAAACUAUAUUAUUUACUAAUUAUUAACUCAUGAUAAUGAAGACUUAUCAAUCACUUACGAAAGAUACUCAUGAUAAUGAUAAUAUAAGUCUAUUUUACUAAUUAUUUAAAAUCACUUACGAAAGAAUCAUCAAGCGGAACCCUUUUACCUGAGCCCUUGUAAUAUAAAAUUCAUAAAAAAUUCAUAAACCCUUGUACCUAAUCAAUGAAAUUCAUAAAAAAUUCAUAAACCCUUGUACCUUAUCAUCGAGCAAAAGAAUCAUUUUGUAAUAUAAAAUUCAUAAAAAAUUGAUGCAAGAUGGGGUGAGAACCCUUGUACCUGAUCAAUGAAACUCAAGACUCGAGAUAGGGCAGUCAAACUGAUCCGAUAAGAAUGUAUGGACCCUAGACUCUAGGUCUGACCACCUAACCUAAGUACAGGUAGGCAUACUAAUAUGCACUAUCAACCCAAGACAAUCGAGGGAAACACUCGAUGAUGGUAAGUGUGAGACCCUCUCAGUCCACAUUUAGACAAAUGGCAGAACAAUUGUCGUGAAAUAGCUUAGGGCUGCAGCUCACGAAUAAUGAUGAGUUUGACGUAGCAUCAGAAGUCAUGAUCUUAUAACUCAUCCUAUCCUAUCUACAUUCUCCAGAUGGCGGUGAAAAUGAAUGGAGAAAACCCUUCGAAAGGUAAUUAAACUUAAGUAAGAAGGGGUACAAAGCUAAGCUUUAGGGAUGCGUAGCUUGGCGGGUCGUGACGGAGUGAAGACAUAAGCAAAGACGUCUAGUGAAGAGCGAUGCUUAGUGUCAAUGGUCGGUCUUGGUCGAGAGUCACAAUAGUUGUCAUCGUAAGACGUGGCAGUCGGUGUAGGCAUGGGCCUGUUGGUGGGCCAAAGGGCACACUAGCGGGCGGACACAGCAUGCCGCAUGGCGUGCCUCGGGGCACAUGGGCGGCGGUGCCAAGUGGGUGCACGGGCUGCAAGAGCCAGUGCAUGGGGCACGUGCAGCGGCGGCACUUUGGCGGGAAUGUUGAGCUUUGGUAGUUGGGCGGAAGCCCAACUGUCGCCAGAAGGAUCAGCCUUCUCUAGCAGUGCCAGGAAGUAGAGCAGAGGAAGGAGACAAUCCCCACCAACGAUACAAGGGAGGGUUGAGCCCUCUUGGUCUAGGCGGCGUUAGAAAUGGCACGACGGUAGUAGAUCAUUGGGAAACUCUGACGGGGGCCUGUGAGGAGCUUGGACUGGAUCUGGCUUGUCGGCAUGGCUGCAAGGUCUCUCUUGAUGUCGGCAGCAGGUAGGCAUUCGUCGGCAAAUGGCUAGCGAUUGGGUAGAGCGGCAGAUGGCGGCUCCAACGAGUUUAUGGUGAAGUUCCAAAGGAAGAGGGGGCAGUCAAACUAGGAGUCAAGAGACUCCGACAGAGUGCUCGACGACAGCUUGUAGGGAGGCAAAGCAAGCCCCUUUCGUCACAAUGGCAUGACGGGGUUCUAGCAGAGGCGGCGGCAAUUGCAGCGGCUACCACAACCCUUUCAUCCGGUGAUGGCGGCAAUCUCAUAGAUGGCAAUGAAGAUGUCCGGCGGCAGCAGUUGGUCUCAGGUGGCGGUGAGACUUCUCAAGCAGUAGUGUCACGAAGAAAGAAGUCCUCAAAGGGUAUCAAUGACCUUCCUCUCCCUCCCCUCCCUAUCCUAGGUCAUGAAGAAGGUAACUCACAAAUGAUAAUCUCUCAGAAAAUUUGGCAUUUCUUGUUGAGGGGGGGUCCUACCUCCCCUUAUAUAGGGCCAACAAGUGGGCUAAGAGGAGGUGAGCCCACUUGAGGCCCUCAAGCCCAUAAGCCACAAAAAGGCUACAAAAAUUAAUUUUGAUGGAUCCUGAUGGAAGUAUAAGUCAAACUGAGAAUAAUCUAAUGGCCAUGAAAAAUUAUUAUGUUCCUAAUUCAUUUCAAAGAGCAUCCAAUAUUAGAGUCCCAUUAGCACCCACUUUUAAAUUCAAAAUAAAUUUAGAAUUUUUUUAAAUACUCCCUAAUUUUCAUGAACUACCUUUAGAGAAACCUUAUUAGCAUUUAGAAAAAUUUCAUAUACUCUAUGAUUUAGUUAAUCUCCCUCAAGUUACAUCGAAAAUUAUUACAAUGAAAUUAUUUCCUUGUAUACUUAAGGACAAAGUUAGUUAUUGAUUAUCCACAUUAGAUAGUAAAUUAAUUAGUUGGAAAGACAUAGAGCAAGCCUUUCUUCAAAAAAUUUAUCUCUUAAGAAAAACUCAAAAUAUGAGAAAACAUAUAUGGAGUUUUUCUCAAAGAUCAAGAGAAACUUUGCAUGAGACAUGAGAAAAAUUCAAAGAUUUACUUAGAAAGUGUCCUCAAGUGGCAGCUCAAUAGAAUUUUGUAUGAUGGAUUAUUAGAACAACAUAGAAAUAUGAUUGAUUCUAUAUGUGGAGGAACUUUUAUGGAGAAAACCCUUGAUGAGAUUUACAAUCUUUAUGAGAAUUUAAGUAAAAAUUAUAGAGAUCAAGCCUCUUUUAAAUUAUAUGAUAGAGAUAAUAAGAAAAGAAUUUAUGAAUUGCAUCAUCAAAAUGAUUCUAAUUUAUAAAAUGAGGUUAAUCAAAUUAAUCAAAUAUUAAAAAAACUUGAUUUACUUAUUGACAAUAUUAGAAAGCCUCUUAACCCUUAUUUUAAUUCAAAUAGUACCUAUUAUAUGUAUGAUGAAAAUAAUUAUUCUGAAUUUUAAUACUAUAAUUUAGAUCAAUUAUUUCACCUUACAAGAACAAGUACAAGUAGCUCACAGUUUUAAUAGAAAUAGUGAGCCUUUUUUAAAUUCUUAUAAUCUUAAUUGGAGGAAUAAUUUUUCAUAGAGAGACCCAAAUAAUAUUCAAAAUUCAGAAGCACUUAGACUAAAUUCAAACUCUGAAUUUUGUCCAAAAUAGGAACAUAGAUUUCAGAAAAAUCAACCCUCUCAAAUCCAACAUGAUACUAUAAAAAUGAUACAGCAAAUAAGUCAAAUGAUGUAACAAAUUAUGAAUCAAAUGAUGUUGCAGUAGAAAUAAAUUAUAGAGCCUCUUGAGAAUAAGAGAGAAGAGGGAUGACGUGACUUAGUCAUUGUAUAUUAAAUCACAUAAAUAUAAAAUUUAUAAAACUAGAAAAUACGAAUUUUCACAUAUUUAGAAGUAUUUCUAAAUAAAUAUAUCAAUUAUAAUUUAAUAAAAAUUCCAAAAAUAGCAGUAAUUUUCCAGGUCGAUCACAGGGAUGUAAUAUAAUAUCUGGUAAUUAUUCAAAAUUUUUCUCAAUGAAUAUGGUUUUCUUUCAAAUUUACACUAAGAAAUAAAAAGAAAAUAUAUUUAAAAUUCACGAAAAAAAAGGAAAUAAGGGUGCGGCGUUAGGAUGACGUCAACGCUCGGCAAAUGUGAAUCAGGCGGAAACAGAGUUCCGCCCAGUGAUUCUUACGUAAGUGAUUACAGACGACUUAAUUAAUCAAAUUAAGAUUUGUAAAAGCCGAAAGAAUCAUAAUUGAACGAAGUAUAGUUUGGUAAAUUAAAAUCACACAAAGUAUCACUAAAUGAAGCGUAAAUUAAAUUGAAAGCAGGAAAACAGAGUUCCGACAUCACGACGACAGAUCGUCAGUGAUGCACCGGAAUCCUGAGCGUUCGAGAGGAUCGUCGUGUAGUGUCCACAGCCUCGAAGGCUCUCCUUGGACAAAGACUACGUGGGCAAUCUCUAGAUCUUCUCGCGAACUCUAGAGAUCAAUGAAGUGGGUCGUCAAAUCAUCUCCGGCGAUUGUCACCCAGCGGAGUGGAAAAAUAGCGACAUUACGGCUCUCCGGCAGUUGUCACCUAAUAGAGAGGAGCUGGAUAGAGGUGGGGCGCGUGUCACCGAGCUUCAUCCUCAGGUCCGCGCAGCAAGAGGAGGCUCUUCAUCGCAUCUGGUACGCUCUCAGGAGGUGGCGACUAGUCUCCCAGCAGAUCGUCCUCUUUCCGACGACAGCUUGUUCGUCAAUCAAUUGGAGAUGAUUUACUCAAUGGAUUUGUGAUCCUUUUAUCGUGAAUCAUUCAGCAAUUUUAGUAGCAAUGCUCAACAAAUCGCAUUGACGAGAUUUUCGCCGAUGAUCCAGUGAUUCUUGUUGCUUAAUCCUUCACCAGCGAUCUACAAGAAAGUCACGAUAAUCAGAUAAAAAUAUAUGAAUUUUGACUCUGAAAGGAUUCAAACCCACGCCAGUCGCCCGCCUGUGAGGAAGGUGUGACGCAGGUUUAGUCCCACAUCGGUUGUGUGCCGAUUUUUCGAGCGAAUAUAUAGUAAUGUUAACUUUGUAAACAAAGUCCCUUCUCUCGCAUGUAAGACCACUCCUUGCCCCACAGCCGGCUGGCCACCAGUGACGUGGAAGGGGAGUAGCGUACACGUGCCCCCAUUGGUCCAAGCUAAGCCGCUCGAGCCCCUGCUCGCAGCUACUCCCCGACUGUGCUUCCAACCGGCUUGCGAGCCCAGCUGGCCGGCAAGUCCCCCCAUUUUGCAAUAUUUUUUAUUUUUAUUUCUUGUUCUUCAUUUAUCUCAAAGGUAAGACUGUAAAAAUCAUAUAAAAUCACAUAAUUACCCAAAAAUUCACGUUAAUCGAUUGAAAACUAAAAAUCAUUCUUUAACACAAAUAUAAGUCUAUUUAUCAUGAGUUAAGGCUAAAACUAUAUUAUUUAUUAAUUAUUAACUCAUGAUAAUGAAGACUUAUCAAGGGACAACUACCUAGUCAGCCCAUAGAAAAUCCAAGGAACCGCCUAACAAUAAGAUUUCAGCAAAGGGAGUUUAGUAACAUGAAUCUAGGAAAAAACUCACAAAAUAAAAAUGUUAAGACAAUAAAUAUAUUAAGGAGUGGGAAGAUUUUACCUGAUCCUUAUCCCCAAACAUUAGAAGAAAAGGAAAACAUGGACAGCCCAAAACAAAAUCAAAUAGGCGUAGAAGAAAAUUUAAUAGAUUUUACCAAGGAAAUUUCAAAAGAGAGGACAACCAUUCUAUUUCCUAAAGCUCUAGAGCCUAGGCAAAGAAAGAAAAAGGAACACAAUGAAGAAAUAAAAAAAAAAUUACAAGAUGUGCAAAUUAGCCUUCCUUUAGUCACUAUCAUUAAACCUAUUUUUGAAUAUGCUAAAGUUUUGAAAGAAAUGUGUACAUAAAAAAGGGCACCUAGAGUAGAAAAAUUAUCUAUGCAUAUUAGUGCUUUAUUAUUAAAUCAAUUACCAUAUAAAUUGAGAGAUACUAGUGCCCUUUUAAUUUCAUGUGAUAUUGGUGAAUUUAUUUUUCAGAAUACAUUACUUGACGCUAGUGCUAGUAUUAAUUUAUUACCUAUAAGUAUUUGUGAUAAAUUUAAUAUUGUUGAUCUUAAACCUUCUACUAUUACCUUAAAAUUUGCUGAUAGAUCUAUAAACAUCCUAAAGGUAUUUUAGAAAAUAUGAUAGUGACAAUUAAAGGGUGUAAAUUUCCAACUGAUUUUGUAGUGUUGAAAAUGGAUUUUACUAGAUAGUUUUAUGAUACACCAAUCAUCCUAGGGAGACUUUUUUUGCAUAUAGCAAAGAUGAAUACUGAUUUUUCCACAAGUAUUGCAAAAAAUUCAUGUGAAGAUCAAUUAGUAGAAAUUAAAAUUUUUGAGAUAUCAAAUGAUCUUAAGAAAUCCCUAGUAUAUGAUUGUCAUACCAUAGAUCUUCUAAAUGAUUUUGAGGAUCUAGAUGUUCUUCAUGAUUGUGUGUUGGAAGAAUAAGAAGAAAUAGAGAAUAUAAAUUUAAGAGAAAAGAAAGAGGAAGAUCAUCUGAAUUCAGAGUUGAAACCUGAUAAGUCUUCAUUAUCAUGAGUUAAUAAUAGUAAAUAAUAUAGUUUCAGCCUUAAAUCAUAAUAAAUAGAUUUAUAUUUCUGUUAAAGUGUGAAAAGUGGUUUUUAGUUGAGUAAUGUGAAUUUUUGGGUAAUUAUGUGGUUUUAUACGAAUUUAUAUGAUUCUUAUAAUCUUACUUUUGAGAUAAAUGAAGAAAAAUAAAUAAAAAUAAAAAUAAAAUAAAAUGGGGGGGACCCGCUGGCCAGCUGGGCCUACAAGUGGGUCGGAAGUGCAGUCGAGGAGUAGCCACGAGCAGGGGCUCGAGCGGCUUGUACUGAUGGGGCAUGUGUGCACCACUUCCCUUCCACAUCACUAGUGGCUAGCUAGCUAUGGGGGAAGGAGUGGUCGUACAAGCACGAGAAAAAGAAUUGAUCAGAAAUUUAAUAUUACUGUGUAUUCGCCAAAAACUUUGGUGCACAACCAAUGUGAGACUAAACUCGUGUCACACCUUUCUCAGAAAUGGGUGGGCAACCGGUGCGGGUUUGAAUCCUCCUAGAACGAAAACUCAUAUUUUUUAUCUAAUUAUUGUGACUGUCCUAGAGAUUGCCAAUGAAAGAUUAAGCAACCAGAAUUUCUGGAUCAUUGGCAAAAAUCUCAUCAAUGUGAUUUGUGGAGCAUUGUUACUAAAAUUGUUGAACGAUUUAUGAUAAAAGGAUCGCGAAUCUAUUGAGUAAAACAUCUCUGAUUGAUCAACAAACAAGCUGUUGUUGAGAAGAGGAUGAUCUAUUGGGAGAUGAGUCACCCCCUCUUGAGAGCGUAACAUAUGCGAUGAAGAGCCUCCCCUUGCUGCACAGACCUAAGGAUGAAGUUUCCUGACACGUGCCCCACCUCCACCCAGCUCCUCUUUGUCAGGUACUAGUCGUUCGAGAGCCACAAAGUUGUCAUUUUUCCGCUCCGUCGAGUGGCUAAUAAGUCUUCAUUAUCAUGAGUUAAUAAUUAGUAAAUAAUAUAGUUUUAGUCUUAACUCAUGAUUAAUAGACUUAUAUUUGUGUUAAAGUGUGAAAAUUGGUUUUGAAUUGAUUAACGUGAAUUUUUGGGUAAUUAUGUGAUUUUAUAUGAUUUUUUCGGUCUUACUUUUGAGAUAAAUGAAGGAAAAGAAAUUAAAAUAAAAAUAUAGCAAAAUGGGGAGACCCACUGGCCAGUUGGGCUCGCAAGUGGGUCGGAAGCACAAUCAGGAGUAGCCGCGAGCAAGGGCUUGAGUGGCUUGAACCGAUGGGGGCACAUGUGCACCACUCCCCUUCCAUGUCACUGGUGGCCAGCCGACUGUGGAGCAAGGAGUGGUCGUACACACGUGAGAAAGGGACUUUGCUAAGAAAUGUUAUAUUACUAUUUAUUCACCCAAACAUUCAGCGCACAACCGAUGUGGGACUAAACCCGUCACCUUCCUGAAAAGAGGCGGGGCAACUAGCAUAGGUUUGAAUCCUCCUAGAGCCAAAACUCAUAUUUUUACCUGAUUAUCACAACUUUUCUACAGAUCACUAGUGAAGGAUUAAGCAACUAGAAUUACUGGAUCAUCAGCAAAAAUCUUGUCAACGCAAUUUGCGGAGCAUUGUUACUAAAAUUGCUGAAGGAUUCAUGAUAAAAGGAUCGUGAAUUCAUCAAGUAAAUCAUCUCCGAUUGAUCGACGAACAAGCCAUCAUCAGGAAGAGGACGAUCCACUAGGAGACGAGUCGCCACCUCUUGAGAGCAUAUCAAAUGUGAUUGAUGAAGAGCCUCCUCUUGCUGCGCGGACCUGAGGAUGAAGCUCCCUAACAUGCGCCCCACCUCCAUCCAGCUCCUCUCCAUCGGGUGACAGCCACCAGAGAGCCGCAAAGUCGCCAUUUUUUUGCUCUGCCGGGUGACAGCCACUGGAGAUGACUCGACGACCCAUUUCAUUGAUCUCUAGACUUUACGAGAAGAUCUAGAGAUUGCCCACGUCGUCUUUGUCCAAGGAGAGCCUUCGAGGCCAUGGAGACUGCACGACGAUCCUCCCAAAUGCUUAGGAUUCUGGUGCAUUGCCUACGCAUCGCCAUUGCAAUGCUAGAACUCUGUUUUCUUGCUUUUAACUUAUUUUACGCUUCAUUUAGUGAUAGUUUUUGUGACUUUAAUUUACCAAAAUAUACUUUGUUCUAUUACGAUUCUUCCGGCUUUUAUAAAUCUUAAUUUGAUCAAUUAAAUCGUUUGUAAUCGCUUACAUAAGAAUUACUGGAUGGAACUCUGUUUCUGCCUAAUUCACGUUCGUCGAGUGCUGAUGUCAUCUUGACCUCCGCACCCUUAUUUCCCUUUUUUGUGAAUUUUAAUAUUUUUCUUUUUCAUUUCCUAGUAUAAAAUUUAUAAAAAAUUGUAUUCAUUGACGAAAUUCUAAAUAAUUAUUAGAUAUUAUAUUACAUCCUUAUGAUCGAUCUAGAAAAUUACCACUAUUUUUGGAAUUUUUAUUGAAUUAUAAUUAAUAUAUUUAUUUAGAAAUACUUCUAAAUAUCUGAAAAUUUAUAUUUUCUAGUUUUAUAAAUUUUAGAUUUGCGUGAUUUAAUAUACAAUGACUAAGUCAUGUCAACAGCUACUAAAGACGAUUCGACGACUCAUUUCAUUGAUCACUAGACUUUGCAAGGAGACCUAAAGAUUACUCAUGUCAUCCUUGUCCAAGGAGAGUCUUUGAGGCUGUGGACACUACACGACGAUCCUUCCGAAUGCUCAAGAUUCUUGUGCAUCACCGAUGCAUCGCUGCCGCGACAUCGGAACUCUAUUUUUCUACUUUUAACUUACUUUCUGUUUCAUUUAAUGAUAAUUUAUGUAAUUAAAAUUUAUUAAGAUAUACUUCAUUCAGUUACAAUUCUUCCGAAUUUUAUAUAUCUUAAUUUGAUCAAUUAAAUCGUCUGUAAUCACUUAUGUAAGAAUCUUCGGGUGGAACUCUAUUUCUACUUAAUUCUCAUUCGCUAAGCGGUGAUGUCAUCUUGACAUCUGCACCCUUAUUUCCCUUUUUUGUGAAUUUUAAAUAUAUUUCCUUUUUAUUUUCUAGAGUAAAAUUUAUAUAAAAUAGUAUUAUUUGUAGAAAAUUCUGAAUAAUUACCCAAUAUUAUAUUACAUCCCUAUGAUUGACCUAAAAAAUUAUCGCUAUUUUUGAAAGUUUUAUUAAAUUAUAAUUGAUAUAUUUGUUCAGAAAUACUUCUAAAUAUUUGAAAAGUUGUAUUUUCUAAUUUUAUAAAUUUUAAAUUUGUGUGAUUUACUAUACAAUGACUAAGUCACAUCAAACCUCUUCCCUCUAGUUUAAAAUAUAUGUUUUUGAAGGAAAAUAAUUUAUUUCCUAUUAUUAUUGUAGUUGAUUUGAGUAAUGAACAAGAAGAAGAAUUAUUAGAUGUAUUUCGAAAAAUUAAGAAAGUUAUUGGCUGGAAAAUGGAUGAUCGUAGGGGCAUUGAUAUGAGUGCAUGCAUGCAUUGUAUAUAUCUAGAGGAGGGGGCUAGAACUAUUAGGGAACCACAAUGA